AUGUUCGGCGCCCACAGUAGCCACAUGUACAGGCGCCGCUACGGCCGUCAGGACGCCGUUGCCGACAACGAUCUGCACCACAUAGAGCAGCCUCCUCAAUCGGCUCAGAACGUCGACUCCGGACACACCAUGGGCGAAUCUAUCAUGCCAUCAACGAGCAAUUGUGGCCAAGAAGUAGACGGGACUUGGGGCGAGCGAGAUGUCGGCGGUCACGUCGACCGGGAGGCAGCCAUGGCUGACUUCGAGGAGAUGAGGAGAGAACUCACCAGGAUGAGUCUACAGCGCACAGGCACCCGCGAGUCCAAGAGGGCACGUUCAUUUGCUAUGACGAGGACUCGGUCAUCGAUGGCUGGCAGCCUCAAUACAACGUCGGUCGUAGACAGAGACGCCUACGGCGGGACUUCUGGGCCGGGUGAUCUUGACCUCGAUGCCUUCCUAAAGGAAGGCCGUUUCGAGAAGAGGACCGAGACUGGAGAAUCUGCGAAGAAAAUCGGUGUGGUGUACAAGAACUUGACAGUCAAGGGUGUUGGCGCACAGGCGACAUUCAUCAAGACCCUGCCAGAUGCGAUCCUUGGGACAUUUGGACCGGACCUGUAUCGUCUUGUCUGCAGGUUCAUUCCUUCUCUUAGGCUUGGAAGAGGGCCUCCUACCAGGGAUCUCCUCCGAGAUUUCACUGGAGUGGUCCGACAUGGCGAAAUGAUGUUAGUGCUGGGUCGACCGGGCUCGGGAUGUUCUACGUUCCUCAAAGUCAUAGCCAACCAGCGCGACAGCUAUGCCGCCGUCGAAGGUACAGUGAAUUACGGCGGCAUCUCCGCCGAAGAACAGGAAAAGCACUAUCGAGGUGAAGUCAACUACAAUCCUGAAGACGAUCACCACCUUCCCACCCUGACCGUCUGGCAGACUCUGCGGUUUGCCUUGAUGAAUAAGACCAAACGGCAUGAGGCCGAAACGAUCCCGAUCAUCAUCGAUGCACUGAUGAAGAUGUUUGGCAUCUCUCACACAAAGCAUACGCUAGUGGGCGACGAAUAUGUCAGAGGUGUCUCUGGCGGCGAGCGGAAACGAGUCGGCAUUGCGGAAACGCUGGCCACCAAGUCCUCGGUGGUCUGUUGGGACAACUCGACCCGGGGCUUGGACGCGUCCACGGCUCUGGACUAUGCGAAAUCUCUCCGCGUCAUGACGGACGUCUCCGAUCGAACCACACUGGUCACGCUUUAUCAGGCGGGCGAAGGAAUAUAUGAAGUGAUGGACAAAGUUUUGGUCAUCGAAGAAGGGCGAAUGAUUUACCAGGGUCCGGCCACGCUCGCACGACAGUACUUCAUUGACCUAGGGUUUCAAGCUCCGGAGCGUCAGACCAAUCCGGAUUUCCUGACCUCAGUCGGCGACCCUAAUGAGCGUCAGUUCCAACCAGGCAAAGAAGAUUCGACCCCCAAAACUGCUGAAGAGCUAGAGCUCGCUUUUCGAAGGUCCGACAUCUACAAGCAGAAUCUUACAGAUGUCGAAGCCUACGAGCGAGACUUGCACGACUCGGGACACCAAAGCACCAAAGUGUUUCAAGACGCAGUCAAGGAGCAAAAGAGCAACAGCCGACUCCUGCCCUCCCACUCCAAUUAUACCGUCUCGUUCUGGCGACAAGUAUUGGCCUGUACCAUUCGGGAGUUCUGGCUCUUCUGGGGAGACAAGACGUCUCUGUACACAAAGGCCUUCAUCAUUGUUUCCAAUGGCCUGAUCACUGGAUCACUCUUCUACGGCGAACGGCUCGACACCUCCGGUGCAUUCCCUCGUACGGGAGCUUUGGUGUUCUGCAUCUUGUUUCUGGGUUGGCUGCAACUGACCGAAUUGGUGCGAGCGGUGAGCGGUCGUGUGGUGGUUGCCCGGCACAAAGACUACGCCUUCUACCGUCCCAGUGCCGUUGUGAUUGCCAGAGUGCUCCUCGAUCUUCCCGUCCUCGCGGUGCAGACGAUUGUCUUCAUCCUCAUCAUGUAUUUCAUGACCAAUCUCGACAGGGAUCCUGGCAAGUUCUUCAUCACCCUGCUGUUUGUCUACAUCAACACCAUCUGCGUUACCGCACUGUACCGGAUGUUCGCCGCCCUGAGCCCGACCAUUGACGACGCUGUGCGCUUUUCGGGCCUUGCGCUCAAUAUCAUGAUCUUUGUUAUGGGCUAUGUCAUCCCUAAACAAACUCUGAUCAACGGUGUGAUUUGGUUUGGUUGGCUAUUCUACGUCAGCCCUCUCGGCUAUGCAUACGAGGCUGUGCUAACCAACGAGUUCUCCGGUCGCACUAUGGAAUGCGCACCUUCCAAUCUGGUUCCUAACGGUCCGAACGUCGACCCGGCUUACCAAGGCUGUUCGCUUGCGGGCGCAAGGCUCGGGAGCAACACUGUCAGUGGCGACGCGUAUUUCGAGACAUCAUUCGGUUACUCCAGGUCUCAUCUCUGGCGGAACCUUGGCGUCGGUGUCGCCUUUAUCGUCCUGUACGUUCUCGUCACGGCCACAGCAUCCGAACUGUUCUCUUUUGCGAGGGAAGGGGGCGGUGCUUUGGUAUUCAAGAAGACACGCAAGGCCAAAAUGAGAGUCAAAGAAGGUGUCCAGCCUGCAGAUGAAGAGAAGACAACUGCGGCUGAGCCGGGCUCCAGUGGAUCUUCGCAGACUCUUCAAAACGGCAAAGACGAUCCAGUCGACGGCAUUGUUCCAAGCAAGAGCAUCUUUACGUGGGAGAAUGUGCAAUGCGAGGUUCCAUACCAUGGCGGAACGAGGAAGCUGCUGAACGGAGUCUACGGAUACGCCAAGCCAGGCCUCAUGAUCGCCUUGAUGGGUGCAAGUGGCGCUGGCAAGACGACUUUGCUCAACACGUUGUCGCAACGGCUUACCAUUGGCACCGUGUCCGGGAAUAUGCUUGUUGAUGGCCGUCCGUUGGGAAUUGAGUUCCAGAGAGGUACGGGGUUUUGUGAACAGAGGGACAUCCACGACGGGACUGCGACGAUUCGUGAGGCGCUCGAGUUCUCGGCCAUUUUAAGGCAAGAUCGCAGCAUUCCCAAACAGGAGAAGCUGGCCUACGUGGACAAGAUUGUGGAUCUGCUGGAACUGAACGACAUGCAGGAUGCCAUGAUUGAUUCCUUGGGCGUUGAGCAACGCAAGAGACUGACCAUCGGAGUGGAACUGGCAGCCAAGCCGGAACUGCUUUUGUUCCUCGACGAACCGACCAGUGGGUUGGAUGCGCAGUCUGCGUACUCGAUUGUGCGAUUCUUGAAGAAACUGUCGCAUGCCGGUCAAGCGAUCGUUUGCACCAUCCAUCAGCCGUCGUCCAUGUUGAUCCAACAGUUCGACAUGGUCCUGGCCCUCAACCCCGGCGGCAACCCGUUCUACUUCGGCCCGAUUGGCGAGGACGGGGCGGCGGUGGUGGAGUAUUUCGCCCAGCGCGGGACCCGGUGCCCGCCCAACAAGAACGUGGCCGAGUUCCUGCUCGAGACGGCGGCGAAAGGCGGCACGAGAAGGCCCAACGGCACGCGGGUGGACUGGAACCAGGAAUGGCUCGAGUCCAAGGAGAAUGCGGACUUGAUGGAAGAGAUCCAACGGCUCAAGCGCGACCGGGCCCAGGAACCACCCCAAGAUGCCCGCGUGUUACGGGCGUUCGCGGCGCCCGUGCCACUGCAGACGUACGAGGUCACCAAGCGGACGUUCCGCCAGUACUGGCGCGACCCGUCCUACCUGUACUCGAAACUGUUUGUCAGCGUCAUCAUAGGCGUGUUCGCUGGGUUCAUCUUCUACAAUCUGGACGACUCAGCAACCGGGCUGCAGCUCCGGCUGUUCGCGCCGUUCAUGAUUUUGUUGAUUCCGCCGACGAUCGUCAACGGCGUGGUCCCCAAGUUCUACAUGAACCGCGGGCUCUGGGAAGCCCGCGAGUACCCUGCGCGCAUCUACGGAUGGAUCGCGUUCUGCACGGCCCAAGUGGUGGCCGAGAUCCCCAUGGCGGUCAUCUCGUCGGUCAUUUACUUUCUACUGUGGUACUAUCCGAACAAUCUGCCCCGAGACAGCGCGGCGGCCGGCUACACGUUCCUGAUGACGAUGCUGUUCUACCUGUUCAUGACGAGCUGGGGCCAGUGGAUCUGCGCGUUCGCGCCCAGCUACACCGUGGUCAGCAAUGUGCUGCCCUUUUUCUUCGUCAUCAUCUCCGUCUUCAACGGCAUCAUGCGGCCCUACUCGCAGCUGCCCGUCUUCUGGCGCGACUGGGUCUACUGGAUCAAUCCCAGCACCUACUGGAUGGGCGGCGUGCUCGCCGCCACCAUGUCCGACCUCGCCGUGCACUGCACCGUGGGCGAGGAGACCCUGUUCAACGCACCCCCGGGCCAGUCGUGUGCCGCGUACGCCGCCGACUACGUCCGCGCCCAGGCCCACGGCUACAUCGACACCCUGGCCAACGGCACCUGCGCUUACUGUCCCUACGGCUCCGGGCCCGAGUAUCUCGCCACGCUGAAUAUCCGUCCCGACCAGAAAUGGCGCGAUUUUGGCAUUUUCCUGCUCUUUGUCUUUUCCAAUUGGUUCCUCGUCUAUUUCUUCAUCUACACCGUGCGUGUCAAGAAAUGGUCUUUCGGCAUGUCCUUUCUGUCGGGAGGAGCACGAGCAAUCACCACCAUGCUGGCUAAGGUUUUCGGAAAUAAAUAA
Molecule: messenger RNA, 4659 nt
Organism: Capronia coronata CBS 617.96
Lineage: Eukaryota; Fungi; Ascomycota; Eurotiomycetes; Chaetothyriales; Herpotrichiellaceae
Exons: 2
Coding region: 1-4659 (1552 amino acids)
Biological process (GO): transmembrane transport
Cellular component (GO): membrane
Molecular function (GO): ATP binding; ATP hydrolysis activity; ABC-type transporter activity
Source: RefSeq, a predicted model, not a curated record